AGAUCAGUUGUCAGCUGCACAAUGGCAACAUCAGUCUGUGCUCUCUCGUCUCGUUGCUGCCGCCGUCGUUUCUGAGCGGUGGGCCGGCCCAAAACGGUUUGGACCGUCCGUCGCGCGGUUACCACGAGUUCUUCUCUCGCGUAUACGCGCGCGCUCUCUGUCCUUCUCUCUUAUUCUUUGUUCUCGUCUCGGAAGUUGAUCGCGGAAGACGAAAAAUUAUUCCGGCCGUGUUUCGAAAACGAGAUACAAUACAACCAAUGCGCCGCGUCCGUUAACGUGACGCAGCAGCCGAGUGUGAGAAGCCAAGAAGAAGAAGAAGACUGACGAGGUGGAUUGCGGUAACGCCCGCGGACGUCCAAUCGUCUAACCACCCACCGAUUCAGGAACGACGCACGGCAGAAACGACGAAGGAAAACACGAAGAAUCAGUUCUCGACAGCGACCGACUGAUUAUCCACGAAGAUCUCUCUCCGUCCAAGAACCCAGCGCAGCAACAUUACGAAACGGCACUGCACGGGUUCCCACUCCCAAAAGCACAAGUGAUAUUUCUAACUAAUAGCUUAACUCGUUAGAGCUUAUAGAAAAGCCAAACCCGUGAAACAGAAUCCAUAUUGCGCUCUUUGUACAUAUUAUAAAUGCCGGGUAUUCAGACUGCAACGCAUUGCGACUAAAUCCAAGUGACGCACGAAGUGUGUUCAAAGCAUUUUACUAUAAUCCGCGAUCGUUGUGCGCGAACCAGGACAAUAUAAUAGGAACUCUGUCUGUACACGAGUAAUAUAUCGAGUGUGUGCGCGGGACGCAACAUGAGGAGAGUGGCCAGGCAGCAUCCACUGCAUCUGCAAAUACCACCGACCCGUACCAAUAAUGGCAAGUUCCUGGUCGGUCUUAACGGCAGUCAGGACGUCAUUCAUCAGCAGCCGUCGCCACAGCAGCAGCCGAGCAGCGACGAGAACAGCGCGGUGGUGCCGCCGAGCUGCGUCUUCCCGACCUGCGAGUCUGUGCCCACCGACCUUCACGGGGUGCCACUCAUACUCGGGGAUCGAUUCCUGCUUCUUGGUCCGGCCGAGGGUAGCGCUCUUUAUCGAUGUGUCGACGUGCACAGUGGUCAGCAACUCGUUGCAAAGGCGCUGACCGUGGGCGACAAAGGUUGCGAGGCAUUGCUGCAGGCCCACCUUCGUCUGGAGGGCACCGGUGCGGCGAGCGGAGUGGCGGGCGUGGUGGAAGCACCUGGAGGUCGGCGCUUCCUCCUCUUGGAGGGCCAUCACGGUGACCUGCACGCCUACGUAAGGGCGCGCAGGAGACUGCGCGAGCCUGAGGCGAGACGGCUCUUCCGGCAGGCGGCCAGGGCUGUUGCGACUUGUCAUGAGUACGGAGUCGUACUGAGGGACCUCAAGCUCCGGAAGUUUGUCUUCGCCGACGAAGCGAGAACACGGCUUCGCUUGGAGAGUCUCGAGGACGCGGUGAUCGUGGAGAACGACGACGACAAGCUGACUGAUCGGCGCGGAUGCCCGGCGUAUGUCGCGCCGGAAGUGCUGCGCUCUGGACGUGCUUAUUCCGGCAAGGCAGCAGACAUCUGGUCGCUGGGCGUGUUGCUCUACACGAUGCUGGUCGGCCGUUAUCCGUUCAAUGACGCCGAGCACGCGUCCCUCUUCGCCAAGAUCUCGCGCGGCCAGUUCGCGGUGCCGGAGGGCCUGAGCCCGCGUGCCAAGUGCCUGAUCCGUUCGUUGCUUCGAAAGGAGCCGUCCGAGCGACCGUACGCCGAGGACGUGCCACUGCAUCCGUGGCUGUCAAAGCCGCUACGAUUAUACUCGUCGACAGCUUCCGGCAACAGGUCCUCGUGCCAGGACCAACUUGUACCAGAGCUACCUACCAAUCCUCAACAAGACUGACUCUCCUUUGGGGGAAGAAUCACUAAUCUGCGCGCGACGGCGUCAUUUUUGCAUCCUAGUGUUUCUCUCGCGCCGAUAACCGGGCCGAACUAUCAGGCCGAGAGAAAAGAGUUAGCGCAAUCAAAAGAAGAAGGAAGGAGAAAAAUAACUUUCUUUUAACACAUUGGCUGUGUCCGUAGGGAAUAUAGCGAUAAGUUUUGACAAGUAAAAUGUUCUUCGAUCUGUUUGAUAUAGCGCCUUCGGGAAAGAUAAACAUGUAAAGGAUUGAACGAAACCGUUAUCAAAAGAGAGCAAUGUGCAGUAAAAAAUCUUGUUUUCAAAGAAAAAAAAAGUAUAAGUUGAGAAAUAUAUACCUUGGCAGUCAAUGUGUUAAUGGCAGCUGAAUCACGCUUUACUCAUAUACGUUCAAAUCGCGCUAUCUCCAGUCUGUAUCGAAAAAUUGUAUCAAUAUUUACGUCUCAGAAGACGCGCGGUUAAACACGGCUAAAGAUGCCGGAUCCUCUUUUUUUCGCCGACAAAGAACGGCCUAGAAUAAGCUUCGAAAUGUACUAACAAAGAACGAAAGAAUAAAGUUCUCGAUGGAAAUUUUUAUAUAGAGGAGAAUAACCAAAGUCUAUUUUAAAUUCAAUUCUUUGUUUUCUUCGUUUAGUGCUGUAACUUUGGAGUUGAAUGGUCGAAGCUGGAACUUUGAACGCAAGAUGAUAUUAUAUCUCAAUAAAGGUAAGCUCACUCUAGUCCCGAGAUUACUCACGGUUGAAGCACUGAACAACGAAAAUAAUUAAAGGGAUCCUCUGUAAAAUACCGUCUCGAUUUUGGUCAUUCUCCGCUUACAAUUUCGGAGACAACGUGACGCAAGUGAUUACAAAAGUUUUUAUUGGCUAAAGAAUCUUAGAUUCGAGAAACAUUGCCAUUACUUGGUCCAAGAAAUCAUUCGCCUUGUUGCUUACAAGUAUAUUCGCGCGCGUGCGAAUCCUUUGUGAUAAAAUCUUGCGGAUUCUAAGCGACGUAUGUGAUACAAAAUAUACAGAUUGUUAAGCGAGCGGUUACUUGCAGUCAUCUGUGUCUCUGAAGUCCAUGUAUAUUAAUUAUUGUAAACAAUCGAAUUCGAUGUUUGUAUUGUGCGUUAGAUAUACUCGAGUACAUGCUCGACUUUCUUGAUAUUUCGCAUUGCGCAUCUACACGGAAUGGUUUUUACGCUAUACUGGUUGAUUCAUGAAAAAAUAGCUAUAUAUAAAUUCGAACGAGCGACUGGAACAUAAUGUAAAUUCGAAUACAACUCUAGUGAGCUUUGUAUAGUAUAGUACAUACAUAGUAUAAAGCGAUGAAUAAAUGGGAUUAAAGAUUGAGUCGGAUUCAAAUUAAAAAUUCGUAUAAAAAAUAUAUAUUGUAUAUAAAAUAAUACAGUACGCGAGAGUAAUUGCUUAAUAACAAACGUUACCAGAGCAAAAUCGAACAAAUUAAUGAACGAGUUUCUAAUCUAACAUCUGGCUCAUUCUUCCAAGCAUACCCGUUUACUUAUCAUUAUAUCACAGAGUCAAUCAAAUUUACUAGACGGACAUCAAAGAAGGGAUACUUCUUAUUUAGAUAUGAUAAAACCUCGUUCUCUGACCUAGAAACAUUGCCCGAAAAGUUCAAGACUGCUUGGACAUGUGGCCUAUACAAUUAACUUUAUUAGAAAAAAACACUAAAUACAUGUUGAUCAGUGAAUUUCUAACUUAAGAACAAUAAAAAUACGCUUCUGGAUUACUCAAACGACGAGUAUCUAUGAAUAUAUAAAUGUGUUCAUCAAGGGCAAUGUUUUCAGGUAGAAUUCUUUCUAGUUAAUCAAAGACACGAGAUUUACCCUCUUUUGACUCAAACCUUUGAAGUUUGAAGUCAUCGCUUGCGCGAUAUAUAUGUUCAGCUCACUAGAUAAAAUCGUUUCGAAUUUAAAAACGAAACAAAAUAAACGAUCGACGAUCUUGUAUCAGUUGCACAUGAGGCUGCACAUCCUAUUUUGAAGAAUUUUUUCUUAAGAAUGAAUCAUCAUAAUAAAAUUUUCUGACGAAAUAUUAAAAGAUACAAAUAUUAAUAACUUUGGAUUGUCGAUGAAAUUUAGCCUCAUGUGUUCCAAAGCUUAUAAUCUGUAUGCCAGGUGACGAAGCAUUCUCGUUCGUAGAAUUAUCGGCUUAGGCAUUGAAGUUCAAGAGGAAAGCGCAGGGAUGAUGAGAUUGUCGAUCGAGACUGCAACUCGAUCCUUAUCUUGCUCCCUCAUGUUUGAAGAAAGUACCAUGUGUUCUUGUAUUUAAAAUACAUACCUACCUACCCGAACUCUUUUCUAACUUUCGCGGAAGUAAGUAAGAGAGAAACCUUUUUUCCUUGUUAUUUUAUAAUUCUCGUCCGGGACAACAUCGGUUCCGACUUUACAAUUCCUCUCGUAUCAUCUUAAGUCAGGAUACAAACGCCACACGCGUCCAUCAACUUUCAAUUGUCCUAAGACACGAUUAAUUAUUAAAUCAUUAUCUAGGUGCGACAAGGGAAUUUCCUCUUUCUGUAUAUAGGCAAAAUAAAAUGGCGUUUAUGAUGAA
Molecule: messenger RNA, 4455 nt
Organism: Cataglyphis hispanica
Lineage: Eukaryota; Metazoa; Arthropoda; Insecta; Hymenoptera; Formicidae
Gene: trbl
Product: tribbles homolog 2
Exons: 4
Coding region: 803-1888 (361 amino acids)
Biological process (GO): protein phosphorylation; regulation of MAP kinase activity; positive regulation of proteasomal ubiquitin-dependent protein catabolic process
Cellular component (GO): nucleus
Molecular function (GO): protein kinase activity; mitogen-activated protein kinase kinase binding; ATP binding
Source: RefSeq, a predicted model, not a curated record